Aspergillus puulaauensis is the source of this 591-nucleotide messenger RNA. RefSeq lists its product as uncharacterized. Lineage: Eukaryota; Fungi; Ascomycota; Eurotiomycetes; Eurotiales; Aspergillaceae. The record is from RefSeq and is a predicted model, not a curated record. Bases 1 to 591 code for a protein of 196 amino acids. The transcript has 3 exons.
AUGAAGCUCACUGCAAUUGCCCCUCUUCUUGCCCUCCCCGGCACCCUAAGCCUCGCCAUAAGGGACCACACCGCCAAGAUCACCUUUACUGGCGCCGCCGACGCCCAGUUCACCCAGGACUUCCCGCAGGACGGCUCCGUCGUGGAAAUCACCAACCCCCUAAGCAUCUCGCACAUCUCAUCCAACAACCCCGACAUCGCAUGUACCUUCAACGGCAUCGACCACGGAGCAACCACCGUCGUCGGCGCUGCGACUGUCGACGUCGGUCCUCCCCAGACUCAGAUCCAGGGCUCGUGCAGUGUUGGCUCGACACCGCCUAGUCCCCCUGUUGAGUCUGCGCCUUCUGGAGACCAGGUGAUGAUUACCUUUAUCGGAGCGGCGAAUGCGCAGUUUUCGAAGGAGUUUGGGCUGGAUGGGGCUGCUGUGGAGAUAGACGACCCGCUGAGCAUCUCGCAUAUCAUGUCUAACACGGAGGGUGUGAAGUGUACCUUUAACGGUGUGGAUAACAGCCUUACUGUGGUUGAGGGGGCGCAGACUGUUGAUGUUGGUCCGCCGCAGACUCAGAUCUCUGGUUCCUGCGUUGCGGAGUGA